UUAUCACGGAAUCUCUGUAGGCCCCACACAGCUUCCUAAAACAGGUGCACAGGUAAUCCGCUUCCGUGGCUGUGGCAGGUCCAGUCUUCUUCGUUCCGCAGAAAUUCAAUAAAAUUCAAUUGAGCUGAGAUACCAGCAGCCUCAAAGAAGGAGAAUUUCAGAAUUUCAACACCCUCUAUCUGAAAAGCAAUGUCAAGAUCCAAUUUUCUAUCAUUUCCACGUCCCUUCACUUCACCGCCAAAUCCUCACCUACUCAAUUUAGAAAACCCAAAUGCCUUCCUCCCAUUUCCACACCCAAAUCACAGCCCUAAACCUACGUUUAGGGUUAGGGUUAAGCUUUCAAAAACCCUCAUCCGUUGCAGAAAUCCUGGUACCGAUAUGGACAAUUCCCUCGACUACAUUGGAACAGGUUCCGACGUCGAAUGCGUUGACGUCGAAGGUUCCGAAUCCGAUCGGCUGUUGAAGUCUGACACCUUGCCAUCGACGUCAGCCUUCCAAAUCGAAGGAGAUGGCGGGAAAUCCGACCUGGAUUUAUUGUACGGAGCCUGGGAGUGGGUCCUCCUCGUCUCGCCGUUCUUCUUCUGGGGGACGGCGAUGGUCGCGAUGAAGGAGGUGUUGCCGAAGGCGGGUCCUUUUUUCGUGGCGGCAUUCCGGCUGAUCCCGGCUGGGGCGAUUCUGAUCGGUUUCGCAAUCAGUAAAGGGAAGAAGCAGCCGUCUGGAGUCAUGGCAUGGGUCUGGAUUCUGCUGUUCGGAGCCGUUGACGCCACGUGUUUUCAGGGAUUUCUUGCUGAAGGCUUGCAGAGGACAUCAGCUGGGUUGGGCAGCGUUAUCAUUGAUUCACAACCUUUAACAGUGGCUAUACUGGCAGCCUUGUUGUUUGGUGAAUCCAUUGGUGUGGUUGGAGCUGCUGGGCUUGUGGUUGGUGUCAUAGGCCUUCUACUUCUCGAGGUUCCUUCACUUUCUUUUAAAGAAGGUGAUUACACACUAUGGGGAAGUGGUGAGUGGUGGAUGCUUCUUGCAGCUCAAAGCAUGGCAGUGGGAACCGUCAUGGUCCGCUGGGUGUCGAAGUACUCAGAUCCUAUCAUGGCAACUGGAUGGCACAUGGUCAUUGGUGGGAUCCCUCUUUUGGCAAUUUCAAUACUUAAUCAUGAUCCUGCCAUCAAUGGUGGUUUAAAGGAUCUUACAUCCAGCGAUCUUCUAGCCCUUCUUUAUACCUCCAUAUUUGGAAGUGCCAUCAGCUAUGGCGUAUUUUUCUACAAUGCAACUAGAGGUAGCUUGACAAAACUCAGCUCCCUCACAUUUCUAACGCCGAUGUUUGCUUCCAUCUUUGGGUUUAUUUACCUAGGAGAGACGUUCUCCCCACUGCAAUUGGCUGGGGCUUUUGUCACGAUAAUUGCAAUUUACAUGGUCAAUUACCAAAUUAUUACAGAGAAAGAAUGAGGUUGGAGAGGCAGCCAGAUGCACGUUAUUUACAAGAAGAAACCACGCUUCGCUGCUACAGCCGGCUUGUAUAGUAAAAAACAUUCAUGUAUCACCUGCAUCUCAGGUUCCAUCCUCAAAAGGCAGGGGCAUUUUCGUUAUGUAUCAUAGAAAUGAAAGAAAUGGAGAAACAAGAGGAAAAAGGAAAGGGUUUGAUCUACUUCCAUAUGCUAAUGAGGAAGGCCAUUCAUGUAUGCAUGUGAAUGAGUUCCCACAAUGGCUGAAAGUUGAGGGCCCCACGGAUUAUUGCAGUAACGCCGACUCCACUGGGUGAAGGCUUCUUAAGAUCAUAAGCCGUUUUACUUAAGCUACUUAUGCCUCAAGUAGCUUACCAUGGUUUCUAUUUAUCCAACAGAUAAUCAUGUUUAGUAAACAGCAUACUUACUAGCCAAAAUGGAAGGUGGUGGUUUCUAACAUCACAUGGGUAAUUUUUACACUUC
This is a messenger RNA of Magnolia sinica, 1919 nucleotides long. Its product is annotated as WAT1-related protein At3g02690, chloroplastic. NCBI's taxonomy places the organism in Eukaryota, Viridiplantae, Streptophyta, Magnoliopsida, Magnoliales, Magnoliaceae. The transcript is spliced from 8 exons. The record is from RefSeq and is a predicted model, not a curated record. Gene Ontology annotation, cellular component: membrane; chloroplast. The coding region runs from base 190 to 1440 and encodes 416 amino acids.